UGCUGGCGCUGUGCUGUGCGCUCUGCAUUCGCUGUCGUGCCUCGCCUGUUUUCAGCCACAUUCAGGUUCUGCUCUGCUCGCCCUUUGCAGAAAUGGCAACUUCACUGAAACUGAACACCGGUGCGCAAAUGCCUAUUUUGGGACUGGGGACGUGGAAGUCUCCACCUGGUAAGGUCACUGAGGCGGUGAAAGCGGCCAUUUCUGCAGGCUACAGGCACAUCGAUGGGGCAUAUGUCUACAAGAACGAGGUGGAGGUGGGUGAGGGUAUCAACAGCAUGAUCAAGGAUGGUGUGGUCAAAAGAGAGGAUCUUUUUAUUGUAAGCAAGCUGUGGUGUACUUUCCAUGAGAAGUCUUUGGUGAGGAAAGCUUGUGAGAAGACUCUCAGUGAUCUUAAACUGGACUAUCUAGACCUCUAUUUAGUGCACUGGCCCAUGGGUUUCAAGGCAGGUGAUGAGCUUUUUCCUCUGGACAGUGCGGGAGAAACAAUCAACGAUAACACUACUUUCCUGGAAACGUGGGAGGGGAUGGAGGAGCUGGUAGAUGCUGGUUUGGUCAAAGCUAUUGGCAUCUCCAACUUCAACAAGGAGCAGAUUGAAGCCAUUCUCAACAAGCCAGGCCUCAAAUACAAGCCUGCCAACAACCAGGUAGAGUGUCACCCAUACCUGACACAGGAGAAGCUGAUCAACUACUGUCACUCUCAGGGCAUCACGGUGACAGCUUACAGCCCCCUGGGGUCCCCUGACAGACCAUGGGCUAAACCAGAUGACCCAUCACUCCUGGAGGAUCCCAACAUCAAAGCCAUCGCUGACAAACACAAGAAGACACCUGCUCAGGUCCUGAUCCGCUUCCACAUCCAAAGAAAUGUGAUUGUGAUCCCAAAGUCGAUCACACCGCAGCGCAUUCAAGAGAAUUUCCAGGUGUUUGACUUUGAAUUAACUGAGGAGGAAAUAAAGACUAUAUUGGGAUUCAACAGGAACUGGAGAGUCUGUCCGAUGCAAUGGGGCACAAAGCACAGGGACUAUCCGUUCAACGCUGAGUUCUGAGUGGAACGCGGCAGUUCCCACAGCUUCAUGCCGGUGCUGGAUUUUUCUCUCUUUACCUAUGUUAUUGCUCACUUUCCUGUUCUUUAGAUCAGUUUACGCUGUUGGGUUUUUACAUAUAAAAUCAAUCAAAUCUUUAAAAGAAAGAGAGAAAAAAAAAAAAAAAAAAAAGUUCCUGCUUGACACAC
Archocentrus centrarchus (flier cichlid) is the source of this 1228-nucleotide messenger RNA. Its product is annotated as aldo-keto reductase family 1 member B1-like. NCBI's taxonomy places the organism in Eukaryota, Metazoa, Chordata, Actinopteri, Cichliformes, Cichlidae. Gene Ontology annotation, molecular function: oxidoreductase activity. The transcript is spliced from 10 exons. The coding region runs from base 93 to 1043 and encodes 316 amino acids. The record is from RefSeq and is a predicted model, not a curated record.